Molecule: messenger RNA, 1481 nt
Organism: Siniperca chuatsi (mandarin fish)
Lineage: Eukaryota; Metazoa; Chordata; Actinopteri; Centrarchiformes; Sinipercidae
Gene: echdc2
Product: enoyl CoA hydratase domain containing 2
Exons: 11
Coding region: 147-1145 (332 amino acids)
Biological process (GO): fatty acid beta-oxidation
Cellular component (GO): mitochondrion
Molecular function (GO): enoyl-CoA hydratase activity
Source: RefSeq, a predicted model, not a curated record
CUCUCUAUUUAUUUUACCCAUCAUCCCUCAUAGUCAGGAGCAGCCAAGUCCCUCCUCUCACAGGAAGAAACCUGCACCAAACUUCCAGCAACUCUGGUGGACAAACUUCCUGCUUCUAUAAACUAACCAGUGAAGCAACAGCAAGCAUGACGACUCUCCUUCGCAGACUGUCAGGGCCCAGGUGUUCAUCCAGGCGCUGGCUGGGUGUGAUUCUGCUUGACACGCACGGCCGAACUUCCCGUCUGAUUCCCCGAGACGGAGCGCGACUGCUGGCCGGUGGCGGUCGCUCUCUGACGGUGUACAGUCGCACACACAGCCGCGGGCAGCACACGGAGGCGGCAGAGCCUGUAGAGGUGGAUUUAAAGCGGCUAGAGGGGGAAGACGAUGGGAUAGUGGAGGUGUUGAUGUGCCGACUCAAAGCAAGAAACGCUCUGGGCCAUGUGUUUGUGUCACAGAUGAGGGAGCUGGUGUCCACUCUGUCCAGUGACUCAGCAGUUCGCGUGGUUGUCUUCAGGAGUUUAGUGCCAGGUGUUUUCUGUGCAGGUGCAGACCUGAAAGAGAGAGCUCUGAUGAACAACACUGAGUCUGAUCUGUUUGUUCAUGGCCUGCGAUCCCUCAUGACUCAGAUAGCAUCGUUGCCCAUGCCGACCAUUGCAGCGAUGGACGGUGUUGCCCUGGGAGGCGGGCUGGAGUUGGCCUUGGCCUGUGACCUCCGCACUGCUGCAUAUUCUGCACAGAUGGGUCUGAUUGAGACGUCACGGGGGCUGCUCCCAGGGGCUGGAGGCAGUCAGCGGCUGCCGCGGAUGGUCGGCAUCACUCUGGCCAAAGAGCUCAUCUUCACAGGUAAGCGUGUGGGAGGGCAGACAGCUCUGGAGAUGGGGCUUGUAAACAGAGCUGUAGAACAGAUCCAGACAGGAGACGCUGGCUACAGAGAAGCACUCAGCCUGGCCAGAGAGAUACUGCCCCAGGCUCCUGUCGCUGUGCGGAUGGCAAAAGAGGCAAUUAACAGAGGUGUUGAGGUUGACAUUAGUUCAGCAAUGGCAAUAGAGAGGAUGUGUUAUGCUCGGGUCAUCCCGACGCGGGACAGACAGGAAGGUAUGGCUGCCUUCAGAGAGAAGAGACCCCCGCAGUACACUGGGGAAUAAAGUCUUUUGAGCUAUUGAAUUUCUUCUUUCACACAGACGCACACUGCUCUCUGUAACCUCAUGUCUGAUAGACAAUGAACUCCCAUCGAUUGCGUGCGUGCAUCCCAGCCAGUGUCAAUACAUUAGUUAAGGUCAGCGUGAGUUCUCAAUGGUGACUGUUUGCUUUUGUGACACUCAGGAUGAGACUGACAAAAGGUGAUUUUCAUUUGAUCUAAACACAACAGUGUAAUGUGACAAAAAUCGUAAGAUUUAUACUGUUUAUUCACACAGUCCAUACUUCAUGGGUGAUGUGAAGCCCGUCUUUGAAAUAAAAAGGCAAAACAAAUGUCAUCUCCA